This is a messenger RNA of Melopsittacus undulatus (budgerigar), 807 nucleotides long. Its product is annotated as feather keratin 1-like. Lineage: Eukaryota; Metazoa; Chordata; Aves; Psittaciformes; Psittaculidae. Gene Ontology annotation, cellular component: intermediate filament. The coding region runs from base 56 to 352 and encodes 98 amino acids. Gene Ontology annotation, molecular function: structural constituent of cytoskeleton. The record is from RefSeq and is a predicted model, not a curated record. The transcript is spliced from 2 exons.
CCUCUGCUGACGCCUUCUCCUGCGCGCUCAACAAGGGCCCCUCCACACCACACACAUGGCCUGCUACGACCUCUGCCGCCCCUGCGGACCCACCCCGCUGGCCAACAGCUGCAACGAGCCCUGUGUCAGGCAGUGCCAGGACUCCCGCGUCGUCAUCCAGCCUCCCGCCGUGCUGGUCACCCUGCCAGGACCCAUCCUCAGCUCCUUCCCCCAGAGCACCGCCGUCGGAUCCUCCUCAUCCGCUGCCGUGGGCAACGUCCUGGGUGCCCAGGGAGUGCCCGUCUCCUCUGGGGGCUUUGGCUUCGGAGGUCUGGGCUGCUACGGUGGUGGAAGAGGCUGCAACAUCUGCUAAGGGCCAUUGACAGCAUGUCUGAAACCAGCCAUCCACCCCGUGGAAACAACAUCAUGGAUUAAGGACAAACCUUUGGGCCAAUGCUAGUACACGGACUCAACAUCUACAACUCCUUCUCUCAACACACAGUGAAGGCAAGCAGGGAAAGGACCCGGUUUGAAUUCUCUGCAACCAAGGCCUUUGAGCAUCUUCCACUUCUCCAACUUUGUUCUAUGCAUUGGUCUUUCUGCUAUGUUCUUCCGACUCUCCUGCAAACACCUUCUCACACAAGAAGCACAUGAAGUACCAACCUUGUGAUAUUUGCACUGUGGGGCACAAAGAUCUCAGGGCCCUGGCAAUACCUGCUACAUACAAUGUCUUAUUGCUGCCCCACUUCACCUCUCACUGGUUCCCUUCCACUUGGUGCUCCUGCCUUUUCACUGUGUUUAUAUUCAAUAAAGUUCUCCUGCAUCCCA